GGGCAAAUAUUUUUUUUAACAAACGGGCAAAUGUUUAUUUUUUUUUGGGCUUUUUCUAACUGACGGGCGAUUUUUGAAUCUUUCCUUUUUUAAACAAACGGGCAAUCCUUGCCUCCUAGCUUAAAUCUAAAAUCUGGUUUAUGUCCAGCACAGCACGUGUCUUCAACAAUGGCAAUGAAUCUUUUUGCUUCCAACAAAUUCAACUGUUUUUGUAACCAGGGAAAUGGCAAAUCACAAAACACCAAUACAAUUCUGCCCUUGAAAAUCACUGGAAACUCUGUACUGUGUAAUGGAGUGAAAAAGCUUGUUGCGCCUCUGCGUAGUAGAAGAAUUGAGGUUCAUGCGUUGUACGAGGAAAGGGAUUUUAAUCAGAGAACAAGUUUAAACACAGAGGGAGAGAAGCCAUAUAGGAUACUUCGAGGUGGCAGGAAAUUUUAUUUGGACGAGCUUGACAUUUUGACAGUGUUGGAUCCUCGCCAAAAUCUUGUUCCUCUGGAUAAAAAUUACAAUCCCGCCGUAUAUCUAUGGAAGAAAUUUGGGGACAUUCCAGAGGAGCGAAGGCAUCAAUUACUUUACUUGUUACGCUCGAAAGAUGUAACAAGACUUUGGGAUAUAGCUGGAAUGCGUUACAACGAUGUGAGUGGAAUUACAAAGGAUGCUUCUGCUAUGUUAUUUUCCAUGGAAAACAAGCCUCUUUUGCCUGAAUAUUGGAGUGGUAGAAUAAAUGGAGUGCCCUGGCAAAUUAGUUGGAUGAGAAGGUUUAGAAAGCAGGCACUUUUUCUUGGCAAGGAAGGUUCAAUCUAUGGGCGAGUUAUUCCAGCUGGAUCCCUUUUGCAAAUGAUUGCAAACUACUUAAGUCCAUUGUACUUCAUUGUCAGAAAUGUUUGUGAAGUCAUGGCUACUGAGGAACGUUGUGAUUUGGCCUUUGAGUUUGGGGAUGGGCAAUUACAGCUUCUUGAUCUCCCUGCAAACUUUCCAAAGCCAGCUAAGAACCUACGGCCUUUUAAUGAUGAACUUGUAGUUUACAUACGCUCUGCUGGACCAAGUGUUCUGGUGGGUCAAGUAUGGCAAGAAGGCAGAAAACUAGAGCAGGUACCUCAAAAAUUUUUAGGGGAGCUUAUACUCAUCAAAGAUUAUGUCAAAGAAGUAAAUUCUGCAGCGAGCACAGCCGCAUGAUACCCAAGGGAGAUCUAUCUUCUUUGUACAUAUAGCGGAAGAUUAGCCUAGAAUGGUAUAUAUUUCACCUUAGAUAUUGUAUGAAACAGGGAUUUUCUUUGAAGAUACAGGAACUUUGGCUUCAUAAAUUUAUUCUGAUAGGAGCUCGUGGCAUUCAUGAAGUAACUUUUGUCAAUUUUGGAUUAUUACAUAUCCAAUUAUAUAACCAUGAAUUCAUAUUGUUCAAUGCUGACUGUACAUAAUGGCAAAGAUAUAAAAUACAGGCUUGUGCAGGAAGUACCAUGUUUUCAUAACAUUCAUUUCUGUCAUUCUAAUGGGUCUCGUGCAACUAUCACCCAUUUCAAAAAUGUUUUUCAAAGAAAUGUAACAUUUUUGUCAAAUUAGCCAUAAAAAUAUUAGUUGUACUUAAAAAUGGAUAUAUAGCGCUCUUGCUUUUGUA
Molecule: messenger RNA, 1615 nt
Organism: Cryptomeria japonica (Japanese cedar)
Lineage: Eukaryota; Viridiplantae; Streptophyta; Pinopsida; Cupressales; Cupressaceae
Exons: 8
Coding region: 169-1176 (335 amino acids)
Source: RefSeq, a predicted model, not a curated record